GAAAGGGCGGGGAGGCCGGGGUGUGGAAAGUGUGGCGGCCCCGCCCCGUCUCUUGGAACUGCCGCGGCCGCCACCGCUGCCGCCGCCGCAGCUGUAGGGGACCGGCGCGGGUGCGCAAGCGAAAGGCACUCUUCCCCUGCUGAAAGUUCCCUCAGAAGAGCAACCAUCUCCCCAGCCUACCAUGGCGGAUGAAAUUGAUUUUACUACUGGAGAUGCUGGGGCUUCCAGCACUUACCCUAUGCAGUGUUCGGCCCUGCGCAAAAACGGCUUCGUGGUGCUCAAAGGACGACCAUGCAAAAUAGUGGAUAUGUCAACUUCGAAAACUGGAAAGCACGGUCAUGCCAAGGUUCACCUUGUUGGCAUUGAUAUUUUCACGGGCAAAAAGUAUGAAGAUAUUUGCCCUUCUACUCACAACAUGGAUGUUCCAAAUAUUAAGAGAAAUGAUUAUCAACUGAUAUGCAUUCAGGAUGGUUACCUUUCCCUGCUGACAGAAACUGGUGAAGUUCGUGAGGAUCUUAAGCUGCCAGAAGGUGAACUAGGCAAAGAAAUAGAAGGAAAAUAUAAUGCAGGUGAAGAUGUACAGGUAUCUGUCAUGUGUGCAAUGAGUGAAGAAUAUGCUGUAGCCAUAAAGCCCUGCAAAUAAAUGGGAACAUCAGGCAUCAGCAAACUGUUUAGGUCUGGAUCAACUGCAGAUCUAAAGUCUGGUUCUAAGUUGUCACCAAAGCUAUGGCCUUCAUAAGCAACCUCAUUUCUUUUUUAAUUGUUUUGAAAUUGUGCUGAGUUAGUUUUGCAGGCAACUAGUAAUUUCAAACAAUAAUCAAGGUGUAUAAUUCUUUUGUUUUUUAAUUUUGUAGGUGUCUUUCCUAUAACAUUCCUGCGGUUUCAGUACGUAAGCCCAAGAAACAGACAGGAUAGUUUGGGCAAAUGUGAUUCGUCUGAGCAGAUCAUUCCUGAAUUUUAGUUAAAUGAUAAGUAAACCAGGGUUUUAGAUCAAACAAUGUAGCAUCUAGUGGUAUUGACGUACCACAUUUAAGUUGAAUUGCUCUGCAGUAAUUUCAAACUUAGUAUCAGAAUAUCAUGGAUUGGAAUUGUCACAGCUUCAGCCUGAGUGUGGCAAGUAUAGGUCCUUCAACCAAAAUCAUAUUAUCAAAAAGUGUCAAAUCUUAGUAGCCAUGUGCAGCCACCUGUAUUACCUUGGUCUUUCUGUUCUUUGCCAAAUUGCUGGCAGACUUAACUUGUAUUAUGGUGAUUUCAGUUCUUGCUUGUGCUUGACAGAGGCAUUAAACUGCUGCAUGACUGUUAGCAAGUCUUACGGUAAAGAAGACACAGGACAGUGGCAAAGGGAGUUGCUUAAAGCUAUAGGGUUUUAUUUGAGGAUUUUGUAAUCAGCAUAAAAAUAGAAAGUUUCUUUCUGUUUGUGUUUCUGCUUUUAACUUGUGUUCUCUCUCUCUGUAUGUAAAGGAGUGACCUGGUUUACAGGAUACUAUGCAGUGCUUUUUACCAAUUAUGUUGAAUAAAUGUUAGUGUUUGCAGGAGUCACUCCUUUCCAACCAUUUUUAAGUAGACUUCCUUAACAUCAAAAUAUUUAUUUAUCAGACAAAAACUGGAAAUUCUUACUUGAAAUUGACUUGGAUCAUUUGUUCAAUUUAUUUUUUUCCAAAGUGAAAGUGUAUCAUGGAAGAAAAGUUACUUUAUGUGAUAAUUAUUGUUUAACUUAAGAAGUAUAUGUAUUUUAUCUGGUUAUCAUGUGACUUAAUUCUGUUCCAUAUGUGAAAUAUAACUAGAGAAAAAUUCUAUAAACUGAAUUAUUUAAGAAAGAAUUUUAGGUGAUUCUGCUACAUUUCUGUUUAGUCUUUUGGAUCAUGUAUCUCUUAUUUCCAGAAUUCUAGACAUUGUCACAGGGUUUGUGAGGACCUUUGACUCAAUAACAAUCAUCAUGUUGCAGUGAAACUUAGAACAAAAUCAUAUUUCAGUAAUACCUUCAUUCUCUAAGACUGGUUUUAAGACUUCUUCCAUCAUGCUCUGACCUCUAAAAGGCCUUUGUACCUAGUGUCUAGAGGAAAAUAUGUGUCAUGCUGUAACUGGUCUCAUCAGCGACUCAAAAUACCAUUAAGAACAGAAGAUCCCAAAGUAUUAGUUACUUAAUUUUCACAUACUUUUAAAUCUUGUAUUGGCCUCAGCAAACCCAUUUGGAGAAGAAGCAGUACUUUAAGGAAAUGCAGGAGGAAUUCUAAAGCACAAAAAAUAUUGAGGUUGUAGCCAGUCAUUUUUAGUAUAACAUUUUAGCUUUUGCCCAUCUGAAGCACAAUUAGUAAUUAGGCUAAAUUCUUUCCAGUAUUCCAUUUCAGUAUCUGCUACAUAUUGCUUUAGGUUUUAGCACUCUGUAAUGUGUAUCUUACUUGCAACUGAUUGGCACUGUUACCCACAAGAACUCUAGAAAGUUAUCAGUCUGUGCUGCUUGCUGGUCACUCAGAUGACCCCAGUUAACCAUACUAGUGUUCUGGUUUAGUAUUAAUUCUAGAUUAGCAUGCCCUUGUUCUUAACUUGUCAAACUUCACAUAAAUAUAUUUUCAAUUGUGAGAUAAGCCUAUAUUAAAUUGUAACAACGCAUCUCUGUCAUCAUACCUUGAAUGGCAAAAGCUACUUAUGCAUAAAUAUUUCAUUUUAAGUACUAUAAUGAAGUAUAAAUACUCCUCUGACAUAUAAUUAUAAGAAUAGAUUUUAAAGACAUGGGACUGUUUAUUUUCACAUAAGUCAAUACAUAUUUCUCUCAAAAAAUAUUUCAUUUAGUAAAGCUUUAUAAACUGUAUUAAAAGGAAGCAGGGAAACAUAUUUUUUAACAGAAUAGAAGUAACUUCAUUCUUUUUUGACAUCAGAAAUGUUAAAAGUUGAUUCCUAGUAUUUGUUGUACCCUUUUGUAGCAAAUGUUAAAUAUCAAAGUUACCAUGUAUAGAAGGUAGACUUUCACGUUGAUAGAUUAUACAGUGAAAACACCUCUUUGUCUGCAGGCAUUUCACAAAUUUAUAUACAAUAUUACAAUAAUAAGUGGAAUAUUUGUUUCUUUCUAGAACAAUGUAUUUUAUUUCUACUGUGGAGAUUUUGUCAUACCUUACUUGCUAUGAAGUUGUAUACCCUCUGAAAUAGAUCAAAUUAUUGCUACUUUGACUUAGCAUUUGCAUCAUAAACAUAAUUAUGAUAUUUCUUUCAUGCUCCCCUACAAGGGCUGUCAGUCACUUAAAAUUAUUGCUAACCAAGCUCUUGAAUCCAUUUCCAUUUAUGGUACAAAAUUCAGUACCAAUGCUUUAUAACAAUUACCAAAAGUCUCCUGCAGCCAGAGCAUGAUAUCUUUAAUAGGAGAUGCUGCAAAAAAAUGUUUAGACUAUAAAGUUUGGGGAUACAAUUUUUCAUUAUAGCACAAUGUGAAUGUGUGCAUGUGCACACAUAGCUUUGUAUGUUUGUUCUUUUUACAAAGUCCUUCCAACUCUUAAAAGUACUGUAGUCUGGUAGUGCCUCAAAUGUUGGUAAUUUUUUUUAUUUUACAACUUUUCCAGAAUUUGUUUUUGUAUUUUAAAGUUUCUCAAUUAGAUUAUUUCUAGUUGAGCUGUAAUUUGAAUGCAUUGUUCUCAGGGCUGUUUGUGCUAAGAGCUGAAGUUUCAUUAUUUUAAAGCUAACUGCCUAAAAGUAUGUUGCAAAAUUUUCCCAGGUUGUAAUACAGUGAUAUAUACAAAUAAAAAAUCCUUAAUAUCAACAUAUAUAAACUAUAUGCUAAAUAUUCAAGAAAAAAAUGGGAACAUUGGUAACAUCUAUACUCUUAACAUAUUUUUUUCAUUUUGUAAUAGAAUUUGGUAGUCUUAUCUUAGAACCUUAUCCUUAAUGAUAUAUCUGAAAGCAUUCCUUUGGCAUGGACCCCAAAAGUAACUUUAGAGCCAGACAAUGAUACAGUGAUUCUCAAACAUAUUUAGGCACAACAGAACAAAAGUUCAUAGUGCUUUUCUUUGGUACAUUAAAAUGUUUACAUAUUGAGUUCUGUAAUAUGAACUAGGAACAAAUUAACUUAGAGAAAAUAUGGCUCUUAAGCAGUAUAUGCACAAUCUGUAAGCAUAUUUCCAUAAACAGUAUAUUAUAUUGAACUGAUCAAUAGUUCAAAAUCUUCUGGUAUCAUUUAGGCAUAAUAUUUCAUAGUUUUUAAGCCUUUUUUUCUCCUAACAUUCAGACAGGUAACAGUCAACAAAGGCUUAACAAAUUUUAUUGUGCAAAAUCUUAAAAUUGAGAAAAUUCAAUCUGUUAACUUCAAUCCCUUAAAUUUCUUUCUGCUGAAUUGGAUAUAUGGCAUUAUUUGAUUUUAGUAGGGAACAUUGGAUUUAGCUUACGGAACACAGAUGUUCUGUAGCUUGAAGUCCUAUAUAAUUCAAUGUUUUUCCAUUAAAUAAAAAUCUAAACACCAACUUAACUACCAAGUGAGGUCAAGUGCCUGAAAAGUGCUGUAUCCAUCUAAUUAGCACGUUUUCCUCACAUGAAAGAUGCAUCUUAUAGCAAUGCAUAUGCGGCUUUCACCUGCUAAAAACAUACUUGUUGUCAAAUUUUACUGUCCACCACUAUUCCUCCCGCCUUAGGACAGGUUGAAACCAACUUUACAAUUGAAAGAGAGGUUCCUUUACUUACAUAAAGUCCCUAAAACUAUGUCUUGGUAUUGAUAGACUUAAGUUUAUCUUACAAACUCUGAACAUAAAUUACAUUCAUUGAUGACUGUACAGCUUAUCAUAAAUCACAGUUGUGAUCUUUCUUGAGAGGAAUUCUUUAUUGUGGUUAAUAUCUACUAUAAAUAAGCACUCUUGUGCUUGUUACAAAAUAUAAUACAAAUUACUAGUUCUCUAAUAUUUUUAUCCUCCUCUCCAAAAAAGGAAAUAGUUGAAAUGGCAUUGUUUAGUCCAGUGGCACUUUAUCAGUAAUACAUUUUAUUUGUCUUAGGGAUAAGAGAACUCAUGCUUUUACCUGCAGAGACUCAUACAUUUUAGCUAAAACUUUAAAAUUAUAAGAUAUGUAGAAUGGGUAUUAUUAUAAUUGUGCAUUUUACAAUUCAAAAAUGGGUAGAAUUGAAAUAUUAAGUCUUUGGCUAUAUUAAAGUAAUUGUGAAAUAUUUUAAAAUGUAGAUGGUAAAUUUAUCAAUUAUAACUUUUUGUUAUAUUAAAAUAUAGUUAUCUGU
This is a messenger RNA of Vicugna pacos (alpaca), 5203 nucleotides long. It is a transcript of the gene EIF5A2, whose product is annotated as eukaryotic translation initiation factor 5A2. Lineage: Eukaryota; Metazoa; Chordata; Mammalia; Artiodactyla; Camelidae. Gene Ontology annotation, biological process: positive regulation of translational elongation; positive regulation of translational termination. The record is from RefSeq and is a predicted model, not a curated record. Gene Ontology annotation, molecular function: RNA binding; ribosome binding; translation elongation factor activity.